GAACGGUUGUGCUCGCGCUGCCACGCACGUAUCGAUAACUUUUCGCAAAGCGGCAGGCCAGUUGUUUAUUCGAAGAAUGAGCAAUGUUUUAUUAAUUAUUUUCAUAAUAACCUUAAGCCAGGCAACAUGUGAGACACAAUGUGAUGCAACAGGGCAAUCUACCUGCAUUAAAAAUGAAGAAAUAGAAGUGAAGCUGAAUGCAAAAUUUGAUAAAUUCACUCGAAACAUAGAGAAGGCCUUAGCCAAUUACCAGCCAUGCACUGCGGAUGAAACUGACGUCAAUUGCACCUGCUACGCGGCAGGCAUCAAGCGAGAUCUGGCCCCAUACAAAUCAACAGGUUUCACCCGGAAGAUGAUCGAAGACGCCGGCAAAUAUGGCACGCGGUACAAAAUCUAUGGGAAGCAGCUAUUCAGGGAGGAUAACUGUAUGUUUCCGGCGCGCUGUCAGGGCAUCGAGCACUUUCUGCUGCAGCUGCUGCCGGAGCUAAAGAACAUGGAUUUAGUGAUCAACACUCGAGACUAUCCCCAGCUGCAUUCGACCUGGCAGCACAAGGGACCCGUUUUCUCGUUCUCUAAGACUACAGAGUAUCUGGAUAUCAUGUACCCCGCCUGGACCUUCUGGGCGGGUGGUCCGGCCACCAAGCUGCAUCCCACGGGCAUUGGACGCUGGGAUUUGAUGCGUGAGAAACUGGAAAAGGCUGCCAAAGCGAUCCCAUGGCGAGAGAAGAAGGAAAUUGGAUUCUUUCGCGGCUCACGCACUUCGGACGAGCGCGAUUCGUUGAUUUUGCUGUCCAGGCGAAAACCUCAACUGGUGGAGGCGCAAUACACCAAGAAUCAGGCAUGGAAAUCGCCCAAGGACACCCUCGAUGCGCCGCCAGCGAACGAGGUCUCCUUUGAGGAUCACUGCAAAUAUAAAUAUUUAUUUAACUUUCGCGGCGUUGCGGCCAGUUUUCGCCUGAAGCAUCUGUUCCUCUGUGAAUCCCUCGUGUUCCACGUCGGCGACGAGUGGCAGGAGUUCUUCUAUCACCAGCUGAAGCCUUGGGUCCACUACGUUCCCCUGCACAGCUAUCCCAGUCAGGAGGAGUACGAGGACAUACUCAACUACUUCAAAAGCCACGAUGAACUGGCUCAGCAAAUUGCCCAGAGAGGACAUGAAUUCAUUGCUCAGCACCUGAGGAUGCAGGAUGUCCAGUGCUAUUGGCGCAAGCUCCUGAAACGCUAUGGGAAGCUGAUGAAAUAUGAUGUGAAACCAGAUAAUACAAUGAGACGCAUCAGAGGCGGCAGAGAUGAGCUCUAGUAUUCAAAACUUGCGAUCUAUAGAUCUAAACACUUCAGGAGAAACUCUAACAU
Molecule: messenger RNA, 1350 nt
Organism: Drosophila arizonae
Lineage: Eukaryota; Metazoa; Arthropoda; Insecta; Diptera; Drosophilidae
Product: O-glucosyltransferase rumi
Biological process (GO): protein O-linked glycosylation; positive regulation of Notch signaling pathway
Cellular component (GO): endomembrane system
Molecular function (GO): UDP-glucosyltransferase activity; UDP-xylosyltransferase activity
Source: RefSeq, a predicted model, not a curated record